AUGCCCGAACGAAAAUCCAACACAGAACAAAUACCCACAACUGCUCUCAGAAGAUCCCCGAGGUUUCUCCAGUCUAAUCAACCCGAACAUCAAAACCCAGUAACCCGGAAAUCCGAACCCAGUAAAAUUCGGGUUCAAAAUUCUUGUCCCACCCCCAUUAGCUCCUCAUUUCAAAGUUGCCCGAGCAAUACCAAGAAAGAUGAAGUUUCGACUAAGCGAAAAGAAACAGAUAUUGUGUCGAAAAGAACAAGAAAAUUGAGUAAUGGGUCAAGACGAUACGCGAGAUCUGAUGGCAGAGCUGAUGAGAGAAACAAUGGAAAAGACAUUGAUUUGGGGAAGAAAUAUGUGAUAGAAAGGAGGGUGACCCGGAGAAGCAAAGAGGAAGUUUCAAAGAAGCAAAAGGAAACGGAUACCGGAUCGAAAAGGUUAAAAAUUUCGAGUAAUGGGUCAAGAUCUGAUGGCAGAGUUGGGAAGAAAAAUGGAGAAGGCAUGGAUUUGGGUAAUCAAUAUGUGAUAGAAAGGAGGGUGACUCGGAGUUUGACUCGGGAGAAUAGGAAUGUAAGUAUUGAGGUUACUGAUUGCAUUCCAAGGGAUGAUUGCAGUAUAAGAGUAAGGGAUUUGUCAGACGAAGGAAAGGCUAAAUUUGGUGUCAAUUUGUCUGAGCAGUUUGAGCGUAACGCGGAGAAGAGGGUUGUUUGUCCUGGUCGAGUGACAUUUUGCAAGUACGUUGAGAAGGGAAGCAAUAAUUUGACUGAGUGUUCGGAUAAAAGAAAGGCCAAACCUAAACAAAGUAUAAGUAAAUUUGACGAUAGAGAAUGGGAUGCUAUAAUGGCAGGAGGUGACGUAAAGGAAGGGAAUGGGUGUAAAGGAAAAGCAUUGAUCCAUGAGAACAGGAGUAGAAGUCAAAUUGAGGAAGAGCAUAGUAUUGUUCACGGAUGGACUAAGGAACAGGAAUUGGCAUUACAAAGAGCUUAUUUAACUGCAAAACCAACGCCACACUUCUGGAAGAAAGUUGCUCGGAUGGUGCCUGGAAAAUCUGCACAGGAAUGUUUCGAUAGAAUUCAAUCAGAAAACUUGACCCCAUCUCAUCCUCGAGUGCGUUCAAGGGCAAGGAAAAAGAAUGAAUCACCCCUCUUGCUUUCUGCGAGUAAAUUGCUGAUUUCGGCUGAAACAAAAAUUAAAAAAUUUAGAUCCAGCAAGAGGAAGAGCCUUCUUGCCCAAAAGACUGUAAGACAACUAUUAGAAAAGCAGCAGAAUACAGAUCAAGAUUAUGAAGCAGAUUUGUUUACAGUUCUUGAGCCAACAACAAGUCCAUCUACUAAAUAUUUUGACGAGAAUGCUGCAUUCGCCACCCCAGUACAGAGCAACAAAGGACAUGGCCUCCUCAAAAAAUGCCAAAAAAAGUCUUCUUCAGCUCAUAAGAAGCAACUUUCAAGAUUAAAGAGCUCGUGCAAUGCAGCUUUUGUAAGCCCCCCAGUUCUUAAACAGAUUAAAAACAAAGCAUUACAUGAGAAAUACAUAGAUCAGCUACAUUGGAGGGAAGCCAGGAGAAAGGCAGCAUCAUUAAAGAAUGCCAAGUGUAUUAAAAGCAAAAAUGACAAAACCGACAGUCAUUUUGAAAAUGAAAAUGCAGUUAAAGCUGCAAAAGAUGCUCUGAUUUUCAAUACACAAGAAGCUAUCAAUCAGCUCAGAAGUCAGCAGUCGAGCAAAAUAAACAUUGAUGACAUUGGUGACGAUUGCUUUCUUAGUGAUGUGGAUGAAGGCGAAGAUGGAUUUUUAUAG
Molecule: messenger RNA, 1782 nt
Organism: Fraxinus pennsylvanica
Lineage: Eukaryota; Viridiplantae; Streptophyta; Magnoliopsida; Lamiales; Oleaceae
Source: the annotation of a GenBank genome assembly